AUGUCUCUCCUCGCCCUUCCCAACGAAUUGCUCUUCAGCAUCAUUCAGACCAUCACCAACCCCCGCGACAUUUAUCAUCUGCUCCAGACCUGCCACCGCUUCCACCACCUCCUCCUCCCCAUCCUCCACGAGCUCGCCCACCAAGACAAGGAUGGCCUCACCGCCCUGCAAUGGGCCUGCCAGCGCGGGCACAAAGGCCUCGCCCAGUUCCUUCUCGCGGACGGCGUCUCCGCCUCCUCCGGCUCCCCCCCCGUCAUCUUCUCCGCCAUCUCCGGCCGCAAGCCCACAGCCCUUGUCCCCCUCCUCUUCUCUCACGCCAACACCACGGCCGAGGUCCGUGACCAGCGCUCCAACACAAUCCUCCACGCCGCCGCCGCCGCCGGCCACAAACCAACCGUGCAGCUACUCCUCGACCGCGCAGAAAUCCCCAUCGACGCCUGCAACGACGACGGCGAAACACCCCUGUACCAGUGCUGCGCAGCCAACAACCCGUCGUCUGCGAUCGCGCAGCUACUGCUCUCCCGCGGCGCCAGCACGGGCCUUGCAACCCGACGCGGCAGACGCACGCCGCUGCAUGCCAUCGCGGCCAACACGGCCGAGACCGCACCGGACGUUGCCGACCGCCUUCUCGCCUUUGGCGCGCCCCGCAACGCCGUCAACUCUGGCGGCCAGACGCCACUGCAUGUGGCAUCUGAGCGCGGCACAGCGGCGCUCGUGGACACGCUGCUGCGCCACGGCGCAGACAUCGCCGCCAGGGACGGGCUCGGGAAGACGCCGCUGCACAUGGCGGCGGCGCGGGGCACGGAUCCAAAGAUCUGUGAGAUGCUGCUGCAGCACGGGGCGGAGCUGACGGAGCGCGACUUUACGGGGUACACGCCGAUUGAUAGCGCUGCGCUUGGGGCGGGGGCGGCAGGGGCUGGGUCGCCGGAGGCCGAGUUUGAGGCGACGAUCCGCGUGCUGCUGUCGAGGGGGGCGAGCAGGUAUUCGUCGCACACGCUGGACGGGCAGCUGUUGCUGUGGGCGGUCAAGAAUGGGCAUGAGGAUGUGUUGAAGAUGAUAUUGGAGCAGGGCGUGGAUGUGAAUGUGAGGGAUGUGGAUGGGAGGACGCCGCUGCACUGGGCGGCGCUGUUUGGGAUGGUGGAUAUUGUGAGGGUGUUGUUGGAGAGCGGGGCGGAUGGGAGCGUGGUGGCGGAGGGGAAGACGGCACUAGCGUUGGCGGCGGCGAGGGGCGAGGAUGCGGUGGUGGAGCUACUGGUUGAGAGGAGUACGAGCGUGUUGGGGAGGGGGAGUGGUGAGGCGGGUCGACGGAGGCCGCCGCCCGCGGCGCAUGGUGCGCGGAGAGGCGUGGUGGUGGAUGUCGAUGUGCGUAUGGAGUAG
Morchella importuna is the source of this 1377-nucleotide messenger RNA. RefSeq lists its product as uncharacterized. The record is from RefSeq and is a predicted model, not a curated record. NCBI's taxonomy places the organism in Eukaryota, Fungi, Ascomycota, Pezizomycetes, Pezizales, Morchellaceae. Gene Ontology annotation, molecular function: protein binding. The coding region runs from base 1 to 1377 and encodes 458 amino acids. Gene Ontology annotation, cellular component: ciliary inversin compartment. Gene Ontology annotation, biological process: protein localization to ciliary inversin compartment. The transcript has a single exon.